This is a messenger RNA of Sciurus carolinensis (gray squirrel), 2272 nucleotides long. RefSeq names its product EGF like domain multiple 6 (gene Egfl6). Gene Ontology annotation, cellular component: membrane. Bases 169 to 1830 code for a protein of 553 amino acids. The record is from RefSeq and is a predicted model, not a curated record. NCBI's taxonomy places the organism in Eukaryota, Metazoa, Chordata, Mammalia, Rodentia, Sciuridae. The transcript has 12 exons. Gene Ontology annotation, molecular function: calcium ion binding.
CCACUCGCAGCCGCGAGCGCCCUCCCGAAUCGCGACAGAGCCCGGGAGCCAGGAGAACAGCCGAGGCUCCGAACCUCCAAGGAGAAAAGAGGCGGCGGCCGCUCAGCGUCCGGGUCCCGGCAGGCACCUCCCGAAAGGCUCAGGAGGAGGAGGGACGACCCUGCCAACAUGCCACCCUCUUGGGGCCUCGCGCUUCCGCUGCUGCUCCCCUGGGUGGCAGGUGGAUUAGGGGACGCGGCCAGUCCAGGGGAUCAUGGGUUGUCAACACUGGCACACCAACCUGGGGUCUGUCGCUAUGGAACUAAACUGGCCUGCUGCCAUGGCUGGAGAAGAAACAGCAGGGGAGUCUGUGAAGCUACAUGUGAACCACGAUGCAAGUUUGGUGAGUGUGUGGGACCAAACAAAUGCAGAUGCUUUCCAGGAUACUCUGGGAAAACCUGCAACCAAGAUGUAAAUGAGUGUGGAGUGAAGCCCCGGCCAUGUCAGCACAGAUGUGUGAAUACACAUGGCAGCUACAAGUGCUUCUGCCUCAGCGGCCACAUGCUCAUGCCAGAUGCUACAUGUGCAAACUCUAGGACAUGUGCCUGGACAAACUGUCAGUAUGGCUGUGAAGACACAGAGGAAGGACCGCGAUGUCUGUGUCCAUCCUCAGGACUCCGCUUGGCUUCAAAUGGAAGAGUCUGUCUAGACAUUGAUGAAUGUGCCUCCAGUAAAGCAGUGUGUCCCUAUAAUAGAAGAUGUGUCAAUACAUUUGGAAGCUACUACUGCAAGUGUCACGUUGGUUUUGAACUGAAAUAUAUCAGUGGCCGAUAUGACUGCAUAGAUGUAAAUGAAUGUGCCAUGAAUACCCGUAUGUGCAGCCUCCAUGCCAAUUGCCUCAAUACCCAAGGAUCCUUCAGGUGUAAAUGCAAGCAAGGUUAUAAAGGCAAUGGAUUUCAGUGUUCUGUUAUCCCUGAAAAUUCUGUAAGAGAAGUCCUCAGAGUGCCUGGGACCAUCAAAGACAGAAUUAAGAAGUUACUUGCCCACAAAAACAGCAUGAAAAAGAAGGUAAAAAUUAAAAAUGUCACCCCAGGACCCACUGGGACUCUCCACCCUAAGGUUAACUUACAGCCCUUCAGCUAUGAAGAGACUGUUUCCAGGAAUGGGAACUCUAGUAGAGGGAAAAAAAGGAAUGAGGAGAGAAUGAAAGAAGGGCUUGGAGAAGAGAAAAGAGAAGAGAAAGUCGUGAAGAAUGAUGUGGAGCAGGAGCAAAGCCUUCGAGGAGAUGUGUUUUUCCCUAAGGUGAACGAAGCAGGUGAUUUUGGUCUGGUUCUUAUCCAAAAAGUGCCAAAUUCCAAACUGGAACAAAAAGAUUUAAAUGUCUCAGUUGACUGCAGCUUUGAUCAUGGGGUCUGUGACUGGAAACAAGAUAGAGAAGAUGAUUUUGACUGGAAUCCUGCUGAUCGAGAUAAUGCUGUUGGCUAUUAUAUGGCAGUUCCAGCAUUGGUAGGUCACAGGAAGGACAUUGGUCGGUUGAAACUUCUCCUCCCAGACCUGCAGCCCCAAAACAACUUCUGCUUGCUCUUUGAUUAUCGACUGGCUGGAGACAAAGUAGGGAAACUUCGAGUGUUCGUGAAAAAUAGUAACAAUGUCCUGGCAUGGGAAGAGACCAAGAGUGAGGAUGAAAGGUGGAAGACAGGAAAAAUUCAGUUGUAUCAAGGGAUUGAUACUACCAAAAGUGUCAUUUUUGAAGCAGAACGUGGCAAGGGCAAAACUGGCGAAAUUGCUGUGGACAGCGUCUUGCUCGUUUCAGGCCUAUGUCCAGAUGGUCUUUUAUCUGCAGAAGGUUGAAUGUCACUAUUGUCUUUUAUAUCUUUAUAUUUGGCUUUUUAUAUCAGGUCUCUGGUUUUUGAUACUACAUUGUAGGACACAUCCCAUUUUAGAAACACAAGCUGGAAUAUUGUAAUGUACCAACAAAAUAUUAUUGUAAGAUGCUUUUUUUGUAUCCGAUGUGCCAAUGUUUGCUUUGAAUAUAGUACCAACUGUGUCGUCUUCAUUUCGGAAUUUUUCCACAUUAUAUUAUAAAAUGUGGAAAUGCCAGUUCAUCUCUGACCCAGCAUAUCUGAUUUUUCUAUGUGAGUUAAUGAACUUCUCUAUACAACAUUUCUAGAAUCCCAAUGACCACAAAGAACAGAGAAAUGUUUGACUUCUAUGAUGCUUAUGGGAACUAUGAUAUUAAACACAAACUUUGCCAAAAUGGCUCAGACUGAUCCUUCAUAGUCAAGCUUGCAUG